AUGAGUGCUUGGCUGCGAAAUCUUCAGGGGCAACUAAGUGAACUUGCCUCCGAAGUAUUAAGUGAAGCCACCGAGGAAGUUGAGGAUCCUGGAAGUGAACUGCAAGUUAGCAUUAAUUUCUUAGUUACAAAGAAAAAGCUCGAGGAGCUUGAACGACAACUUUUGACGGAAAGGUCGAAUAGUGAAUUGCUGCAGAACAAAAUAGUGGAACUUAAUGAGCAGUUGUAUUCCAAAAACAUAGAGAUGGACACGGUAAUUAAAAAAUAUGUUGGGAUGGUCGAAAGUCGAGAUCAGGAGAUUCGUUCCUUGCAGGUCCAACUGAAAGUCGAGUUAGAGCGAUCACAGCAUAAAGAAAAUAGUGAGCCAUUUGGACACAUGGAUGAUGACGAUUUUCUCUCAGAAACAUCUGUUUUAACAUCCCGGUUGCGGUUAAAAAAUGAGGAACUAGUUAAGGAGGUCCAGCACUGGAAACGUAUAGCUAAUGGUUCCGCAGACCAAAAUCAAGCACAGAAAGUUUGUCAUUUUCUGUCUGGAGAUGUCUACUUGUUUUUGUUUUUUAAGCUUUCCGAAUUAGAAUCAAAACUUGAAGAACAGAAGCAAAAGUCAGAAGCAGAGAUGGCCGCUUUAAUACAGACGCACAGAGAAAAUAUAGAGCAGCUAAGAAAUUUCUAUGAAGAAAAAAUAAUCUCUCCACAAUCUGUUGGAGAGUUUACUACGAGUGUUGAAAACGAUUUUGCGGAAACGGGAGUUCAGUUGGACGUGAAAAUUUCCCAGAAUGAAUUUAUUAAUUGUCAAGAAAGGAUUAAAGAUUUGAUGGUUGAGAAUGAAAAGAUUCGCGAUGUAUGUGACCGGCAAGCUGCUGAUUUGAAUGACAGGAACUCUGAAAUUAGUGGUUUGCAGUCUGAAUUACAGCAGGCCCACCAGUUAAUUGAUAUACAGAGAGGGAAGUUUGAAAUGGAGCUAUCAGAGGGAAAAGAAAAGAUCGGCCAACUGUUGGAGGAGGCGAAGAAUGCAGAGCAAGUUUCAAAGGCCACAGAAGAGAAAUAUAUGGCUAAAGAUCAUGAACUGGAGAAAUUGAAGAGAGAGAACAGGGAACUGACCGCAGCUUAUAAUGAUUUAAAUGAAGAGUUUGAAAAUCAUCGUGCUGAGCACGGUUCAGUUGUGACUUCUAAUAGAGAUUUGACGAUGCGAAUAGAUGCUCUGAAAGCUAACUUGAUUGAAUAUGAAGAAAAAUAUGAACUCUGUAAAGCAGAAAACGCUGAAACGGCAAAACAGUUGGAAAAGUUAACUAAUGAUUUUGAAAAUCUUCGGGUUUCUUUUGAAUCAACGAAAGACAGCUCAAGCUUUGACUCUGUUAGUGAACUUGAACGUUUAAAGAUUGAACUGGAAAACGUGAAACAUGAUAGAGAGCGUCUUCGUGCAGAUGUAGAUCGCUUUACACAGUCUGUAAAAUCGAUUGAUGUCGAGCUGAAUAAAUUACGAAUUUUUAUUCACUACGUCUCACAAUUUUCCUGCAAAGUUUUUUUUUGCAGAACGGCAAACAAAAAACUUCAGGAUGACAAUGCUGCUAUGGCUUCAAAUUUGGAUAUGUUUAUGGAUAUUAGAGACACUCUAGAGAAAAGGGAUCAGGAACUUAAGAAGUUGUAUGGAGAGAUCGUGCAACUGCAGGAAGAAAAUAGUCAGAAUGUAAAAAAUGAUCUUCCUUUAAAUGAUUUGACUCGGCAAGCUCUAGCCAGUAUGACUCAAGAGAAAGAACGGCUUGCAAAAGAAUUGGAAGAAUCACGUGCUUUAAUUUCUGAGCAGGAGAACUCUAUUCGACGAUAUCGCUCAAUUGUUGGUAAUCAGGCGGCAGAUAUAGUCGAGUUAAAGGACGUUGAUGGCAAGUCUAGUAGCGAAGGUACAACUGAUUCUAACAAUGAGUGGGUAAAGGUGUGUGAAAGUUUACUGCAUUUUACUGGCGACUGGGAUGUUUCCUCCAAUCAUUCAGCGCAUCACCUUAUGGAAGAACUAAAAGAAGCUCUCGCUAUGGUUACUGAGAAGACUGAUGAGUGUGACGAAUUAAGACGUCAGAAGGUGGAGCUUGAAAAAGAGGUUUGGUUUUUUUUACAGAAGUGUUGGUAUGAGCACAAGUUAUUGGACGUGAGGCAGAACUGUGUUGAUGAACUGAUGGCUCAAACAAAUUCUUUGCAAGAACAGCAACAGAUACAAGCUGAAUCAUUCAACGAAAUGCGAGAAUGGGUUUGCUUUCUUGAUGAUUUUACAUUUUUCCUGCUGUCACGCAGAAGGGGAUUUUCAAAUUCAGUAACUGAGACUUUUUCGAGUGAUCUUUGGUUUUCUGAUAUGGAAAACAUAUGCGAUGCUUUUAUAAGUGAGCAAAAAAAGCAACAAAAAUACCUUGACGAUGCUACAUUAGUUCUAACAGCACAGGAAACCAUCGAUUUGAACUCCGAAAUUCAGAGGAUGAACAGUGAUUAUGAGACAAGGUUAAAUGAGUUGAAAGACAUGCAUAAAGAAAGCAUUGAUCGUUGUAACGAGAGAAUUUUGGAUUAUGAACGACGUAUUUCUGGUAUUGAGGAAGAGAAACUUAAUGUAGAUUCUCAACUGGAUGAAUUGAGACAUAAGUAUGAGGAAUUAGAAGAAGCCAAACAGAGUUUGGAGUCUCGUUUUGCUGAACUGGCUACUGAAAGAGAAAAAAAAAGAACAGAGGUGAGCGAUGAUAGGAAAAACUUAGAAGACGCCGUUUUAAAAGCUAAGGCAGAGUGCACUGCCCAAGCAGAAUUAAAUGCCCAGUUAGUUAUUCAGCUAAAACAGAAAGAGUCGGAUCUCUUAGAGUCUGAACGCAUACGCAGUGAACUGGUUACCUUAGUUGAACAGAAACACGCUGAAAGCACAAAUUACCAUGCGCAGCUGCAGAGUGUUUUGGCUGAAAAGGAUCAUAUUCAAUGUGAAAUCAGUGCUAUCGGACAAAAAAUGUCACUCCUUGAUGAACAACUUUCAAGAAGGCUUGCUUCAGUCAGUCAUAAAACCGAAAUCUCAUUUAGCGCAGUAGAAAGCAAAGACAAAGCAGAAAAAGAGAACGAGAGGCUGCGGCAACAUCUAUUAGGGAUGGAAGAAACAUUUACUCGUGAUGCUGUUGCUGCUGAGGAAAGAGAAAUUGCUCUUAGAGAUAAAAUUCGGCGGUUGGAGUUAAAGACUGAAGAGACUGCAGAUACUGUUAUUUCUUCUUCCAAUGCAUAUGAAAAAAGGCUAGAAGAACUUUCAAACGAAUUGAGUGUUGUGAGAUCCGAAAAGGAUCAAAUAAAAGAAGAACUAGCCGAGAAGAGCCUAAGUUUUGAAAAAACUGAGAAAGCGUUAUCAGAUUUGCGAAAGAUUCUUCGAGAUAUUGAUGCAGAUCAUGCGUCACAGUUAGCUUCUUAUGAGUCACAGAUUUCGAAGCUAGAAGCAGAUAUACAGGUAAGUCUUAUAGAAUUUAUUACAGGUUCUAAACUCGAAAAAGAAAUGGGAAAUCUUUAUGCAUCUGAAGAGGCACUUUUGGCAGAGAAAGAUACUUUAAAGGCAUCUGAUAAACAGUUGAGAGAGGAAAUAACUAAGAAGGACGCGGUAAUCGAUGAGCUAGAGACCCAGUUGGAUGAGAAGGUUCAGAUGGCUUCUGGGUCUCCUGGAUCCACAUAUCGUAUAGAUGACGAAACACUGCGGCAGUUGUUUCUUUCGUAUUUCACCGCUGAACCGAAUAAAAAGCCGGAAAUUGCUGUUUUAUUGGCUUCCAUUCUUAAUUAUUCUCCUGAAGAUGCGGCCAAAAUUCAUGCAGCCAACGCAUCUGCAAAUCGCACCUGGUUUGGUUUUGGCGGUGUGAAUCGGUCUUCAAACACUGGACCUUCAAUAAGUGAAUUGUUCAUUCGUUUUCUAGAAAGAGAAUCUCUGGGCCCACCGUCUCAUCCUCUACCAUUACAUGUAUGUUGA
This is a messenger RNA of Enterobius vermicularis (human pinworm), 3960 nucleotides long. The record is from the annotation of a GenBank genome assembly. NCBI's taxonomy places the organism in Eukaryota, Metazoa, Nematoda, Chromadorea, Rhabditida, Oxyuridae.